AUGGUCUACACAGAUAUAAAACAGAACAGGAGACAGUCCACACAGAAACAAGCACCACAGAAGACAGCUCACUCAGAAACAGAACAGCACAGGAAAUGGUCCACACAAAAACAGGAUAUCUCAGGAGACGGUCCACACAGAAGCAAGUACCACAGAAGAGAGUCCACACAGAAAAAAGAUUCCACAGAAGACGGUCCACACAGAAAGAAGACUCCACAGAAUAUAUUCCAAACAGAAACAAUCACCUCAGAAGACAGUCCACAUAACACCAGGAAAUCAUAUGAGACAGUCCACACAGAAUCAAGAACCACAGAAGGCAGUCCACACAGAAAAGAGACUCCACAGAAGACACUCCACACAGAAACAGAACACCACAGGAAAUGGUCCACACAAAACCAGGAUAUCACAGAAGACAGUCCACACAGAAACAAGCACCACAGAAGAGAGUCCACACAGAAAAAAGAUUCCACAGAAGACAGCCCACACAGAAAGAAGACUCCAGAGAAUAUAUUCCACACAGAAAAAAUCACCACAGAAGACAGUCUACACAAAACCAGGACAUCAAAGAAGAUGGUCCCCACAGAGACAAUCACUGCAGAAGACAGUCCACACAAAACCAAGACUCCACAGAAGACAGUCCACACAGAAAAGAGACUCCACAGAAGACAGUCCACACAGAAACAAGACUUCAGAGAAUAUAUUUCACACAGAAACAAGACAUCACAGGAGAAAGUCCAUACAGAUACAAGUACCACAGAAGAUGGUCCACACAGAAAUAAGACAUCACAGAAGACAGUCCACACAGAAACAAGACUCCACAGAAGACACUCCACGCAGAGACAAAACAUCACAGGACACAGUCCACACAGAAAUAAGACAUCACAGGAAAUAGUCCACACAGAAACAAGACUCAACAGAAGACACUCCACGCAGAGACAAAACAUCACAGGACACAGUCCACACAGAAACAAAACAUCACAGGAGACAGUCCACAAAGAAACAACCACCACAGAAGACAAUACACACAAAAACAGGAUAUCACAAGAGACAGUCUACACAGAAACAAGUACCACAGAAGACAGUCCACACAGAAAUAAGACUCCACAGAAGACAGUCCACACAAAAACAAGACUCCACAGAAGACACUCCAAACAGAAACAAUCACCACAGAAGACAGUCCACACAGAAACAGAGCAUCACAAAAGACAGUCCACACAAAAACAGGAUAUCACAGGAGACAGUCUACACAGAAACAAGUACCACAAAAGACAGUCCACACAGAAAGAGAACACCACAGAAGACAGUCCACACAGAAACAGAACAUCACAGGAAACAGUCCAUACAGAAAGAAGACUCCCUGGAAGACAAUCCACACAGAAACAGGACUCCCUGGAAGACAGUCCACACAGAAACAGAACAUCACAGGAAACAGUCCACAAAAAACAAUCACACAAGACAAUUCACUCAAGAACAAGACUCCCUAGAAGACAGUCCACACAGAAACAAGACUCCAUAGAAGACACUCCAUACAACGAGACUCCCCAGAACACAGUCCACAUAGAAACAAGACUCCAUAGAAGACAGUCCACACAAAAAUAUGACUCCACAGAAAACCAUCCACACAAAAACAAGCACAAAAGAGGGUCCACACAAAAAAUGAGACUUCACAGAAGACAGUCCACACAGAAACAAGACUUCACAGAAGACAGUCCACACAGAAACAAAACAUCACAGGAGACAGUCCACACAGAAACAAGUACCACAGAAGAUCGUCCACACAAAAACAAGACAUCACAGAAGACAGUCCACACAGAAACAAGUACCACAGAAGAUGGUCCACACAGAAACAAGACAUCACAGAAGACAGUCCACACAGAAACAAGUACCACAGAAGAUCCACACAGAAACAAGACACCACAGGAGACAGUCCACACAGAAACAAGCAUGACAGAAGACAGUCCACACAGAAACAAGACAUCACAGGAGACAGUCCACACAGAAACAAGCAUGACAGAAGACAGUCCACACAGAAAUAAGACAUCACAGGAGACAGUCCAUACUGAAGCAAGUACCACAGAAGAUGGUCCACACAGAAACAAGACAUCACAGGAGACAGUCCACACAGAAACAAGCACCACAGAAGAUGGUUCACAUAGCUCCCCGGCCAGUGGGGGAAGGGAUUGCCUGGUGUGAUAGCCUGAGUUGAUCCCUGGACCCCCCAUGGUAGAACAAGAGAACCUACUCCUGCCAUGUUGUCCUCUGACCUCCACACAUGUAGUGAUUCUGUGUGUGUGCAUACACACAUGGAUAGAUACAUUAAAAUACAAAACAAACGAACAUAAACCCCAGGGCCCUGCUGCCUUUCCCUCUGCCCUGGUAGCAGUGCUGUCCCUCCUCGGCCU
Peromyscus maniculatus bairdii (prairie deer mouse) is the source of this 2402-nucleotide messenger RNA. Lineage: Eukaryota; Metazoa; Chordata; Mammalia; Rodentia; Cricetidae. The record is from RefSeq and is a predicted model, not a curated record.